This is a messenger RNA of Spodoptera frugiperda (fall armyworm), 1499 nucleotides long. Its product is annotated as heterogeneous nuclear ribonucleoprotein A1. The record is from RefSeq and is a predicted model, not a curated record. Gene Ontology annotation, molecular function: RNA binding. The transcript is spliced from 8 exons. Bases 182 to 1276 code for a protein of 364 amino acids. NCBI's taxonomy places the organism in Eukaryota, Metazoa, Arthropoda, Insecta, Lepidoptera, Noctuidae.
UAGCAAAUUUCAUGUUAGUCCUGUUGGCAACACUGCUCACUUUUUAAAAUCUAUUUAAUGGCGGAUGCGCUUGCGUGAUGCCGGUUUCGUGUUAUUAUUGCAUAUAGUUUGGCGUCUUUUCCUUGUGGAAUUGUGAUUUCAUUGAUUUUACCUGUUAAUACACGAUUGCUGGACAUUCACGAUGGUAGCGCAGAAGAAAGGUCGUGGCGCUAAAAACCAAGCAGCGAAGGCUAAGGCCGCCGCCCAGCCUGUAGAAGAACCAGCGCCCGAGAUGGAGACCUCCGAACCUGUGGAGGCGGAGGACAACAACGGCGAAGCCGAACAAAUCGAGCAUAACGAAGACGGUGCCGGCGACACUAGCGUCGCCGAGGGCAGCGGGGACGCCGACCAGAGCCAGGACAACGCCGAGGGCGAUGCCGCCGGCGAAGAUAAGAAAGAGGAAAAAGUGGAGUCUGGUAAAAUACUCGUUGAGAACCUCCCGUCGACGUACCUGUUCGACUACCAGGAGAAACUCAAGGAGUUGUUCUCGAAACAUGGAGAAGUUACCAAUGUCAAACGUGGUCCAAUCAUUGUAACUGAACUGACCACAACUCCGACAUUAUCGGCAAUAGUCGAAUUCAAAAACAAAGAGUCUCUGGAAAAGGCGAUGUCCGAGGAGGGCACCGUGCUAGAAGGCAGCCGGAUCACCGUGUCGGUGGAGUCCCGCGCCGAGACCGCCGUGCUCGUGGGCGUGCCGUACGAGGCCAGCACUGAGUACGUCAAGCUGCUGUUCUCGCAGUGCGGCGAAGUCACACACAUACACGAGUUCAGCAAGACCAAGUACAAAAUACUGCGAGUAACAUUCCAAGACAAGGACUGCGUGGACAAAGCUCUGAAGCUGGAUCGCGAGCUGCGCAUCAACGGUUUCCUUGUUACCGUCUCCAAGUACCGCGACGAAGACGAACAGAAGGCACACAACGCCGCCAACGUCAAUAAGAACAAGAGGCAGCACCCGAACCAGCAACAGAACAGGAAUAACUCCAACACGAACACAAACUCCAGUCCUAACUCCAACCGCGCCAACAACUUCCGCGCGCGCGGCGGAGCAUUCAACGCGAGGGGCAACUUCAGAGGAGCGCGCGGCCGCGGUGGUUUCGGAGGUCGCGGCGGUGCAUUCCCUCGCGGAGGGUUCGCCCCAGUCAACACGUACAUGCCGCCUCAGGGCUUCAUGGGCCGCCCGCAGGGUGGGUUCAUGAACGACGGCCAGCGGCCAAACAAGCGACUCCGGCAAAUGUAACCAUAUUGUUUAAGACAUAAGAUCCAGUGUCGUGCAUCGUCCUCCUAUGUUCGUGUGUGUGAGUGUGAAGAGCGCCCUAUCAGAGACUUCUACAGUGACAUGUUUUGCAGUAUCAGUAAUGAGAAAUAAAUCUAGCUAAUUGUAUUUACUAAGUACAUGAAAUAAAAUAAUUGUAAGCUAAUGUCUUUUUGACAUCAAUAAAUGUAAUUACUAACAUUUACAA